AUGUCGUCUCAAGGAGCUGAAGAUAAUGCGUUCAAGAUAUUAAUUGCGACCGACAACCACAUAGGUUAUAUGGAAAAAGACCAGAUUCGUGGCCAAGAUUCUUUUGCUGCGUUUGAAGAGAUUUUAAGAAUCGCAGUAAUUCAAAAAGUAGAUUUUAUUUUGCUAGGUGGGGAUCUAUUCCAUGAAGCUCAGCCUUCCCAAACGAGUCUUUAUCAAACGAUGAUGCUCAUCAGACAACACUGCUUUGGCGAUGGAGAUAUCAAGCUCAGGAUCGCAAGCGAUCAGUCACUUAACUUUGGAGACUUUUCCAAAGCUAAUUACCUCGAUGGAAACUUGAAUAUUAAGAUACCGAUCUUUUCGAUUCAUGGCAAUCAUGAUGAUGCGUCUGGAAUGGAGAUGUGUAAUCCAUUAAAUGUUUUAUCAGCAGCAGGAAUGGUCAACUAUUUUGGACAUGGUACAAGUAUUUCUGAUGUAACGAUAAAUCCAAUUUUACUUGAAAAGGGAAUAUCGAAACUCGCGUUGUAUGGAUUGGGUAAUAUCCGAGAAGAGAGAUUGCACCGGCAAUGGCGUUCUGGUAAAGUUACUUUUACACGACCUGAAGAUGAUGGUACUUUUGAUAGCUGGAAGAAUUGCUUCAAUAUGUUCGUGCUUCACCAAAAUCGGGCGGCUCAUGGGGCGACAUCCCAUAUUCCUGCAGAAUUUUUAGACGGAUUCCUUGAUUUGGUAUUCUGGGGACAUGAACACGAAUGUCGUAUUUAUCCAGAGCAAUAUGAGAACUUUUGCAUCACACAACCGGGAUCUUCGGUUGCUACAAGUUUGUCUGAGGGCGAAGCAAAACCUAAACACGUCGGUAUUUUAACAAUUGAAGGCGGAACUUAUCAAUUGGACAAGAUCCGAUUGAAAACUGUUAGACCGUUUCAGUUUACAUCGGUUGUGCUUGCCCAAGUCGAUUCAUUAAGACCAAAUGAUAGAGAAAGCACCGAAGUCUACAUAGAAGGUAUUAUUGAAGCCCUUAUUGAAAGGGCUAAAAACGAGUGGGAAGAGCAACAACAAGAGGAUUCGGGAAUUCAGCCUUCUAUGGACAUGCCGAAGCCAUUAAUAAGAAUUAGAGUUGAUUAUACAGGAGGUUAUGAAACAUUUAACCCUUUACAAUUUGGGAGAAAGUUUAAUGAACGGGUAGCGAAUGCAGAUGACAUGUUAAAAUUUCAAAAAGCAAAAGUAGUAAGAAGAAAACCAGUCUUACAAACCGAAAUGUUGAAUGAUUUAACCCUGGCAGUACCAGAAAGGUUGGAUUCUGUCAGAAUCGAGGACUUGGUUAAAGAAUUAAUAAAAACAGACAUGUUUGUCUUGCAAGAAACAGAGAUCGAACUAGCUGUCACGUCAUGCAUCGAAAAGAAUGAUUCAACUUCAAUCAACCGGGCCGUUAAUAAAAUUAUUAGCCAAGCACCGGGAAACUUUGUAAAUAUACCACCAGAUAUCGACGACUUGACACUGGAUUACAUCAAGCGAAAAGCAUCAGAACUUAAACAAAGUCAGAAUAGUGCAUCGGCUAACAAUCCGUCAUCAGCGCCAAUUAUGAACGAUGCAGUAUCACCCAUACUAUCACAGCAAGGUGACACCAAUAAUGACAACAAUAACAACAACAACGAUGAGCCAUCUCCUUUGGCUAGUUCGGACGAUGACUACGAAGAAACAAACACUCCGGUUACUACAGGAAGAGGAAGAGGACAAGUAAGAGGAAGAGGAAGAGGACAAGUAAGAGGAAGAGGAAGAGGUGCAAAGAGAGAUGCAUCCCCUGAUGAUCCUCCCUCAGCUUCAUCUUCACAGCGCCGACGCCUGCCGUUUUGA
Messenger RNA from Mucor mucedo, 1848 nucleotides. Its product is annotated as Metallo-dependent phosphatase-like protein. Lineage: Eukaryota; Fungi; Mucoromycota; Mucoromycetes; Mucorales; Mucoraceae. Gene Ontology annotation, molecular function: manganese ion binding; DNA endonuclease activity; 3'-5'-DNA exonuclease activity. The record is from RefSeq and is a predicted model, not a curated record. The coding region runs from base 1 to 1848 and encodes 615 amino acids. Gene Ontology annotation, biological process: double-strand break repair via homologous recombination; mitochondrial double-strand break repair via homologous recombination; double-strand break repair via nonhomologous end joining. The transcript has a single exon. Gene Ontology annotation, cellular component: nucleus; Mre11 complex.